Messenger RNA from Lycium ferocissimum, 423 nucleotides. RefSeq lists its product as uncharacterized. The transcript has a single exon. Lineage: Eukaryota; Viridiplantae; Streptophyta; Magnoliopsida; Solanales; Solanaceae. The record is from RefSeq and is a predicted model, not a curated record. The coding region runs from base 1 to 423 and encodes 140 amino acids.
AUGGACAGAACUUCAACAAGAGCAACUCCAUACCUGCUGGUUUAUGGUACUGAAGCAGUUAUACCUGCCAAGGUCGAGAUAUCUUCCUUAAGGAUCAUCCAAGAAGCAGAAUUGGAUAAUGCUGAAUGGGUCCGAGCUCGAUAUGAGCAAUUGGCAUUAAUUGACGAGAAAAGGAUGGUUGUCGUAUGUCACGGUCAAGUAUACCGACAAAGGAUGGAAAGAGCCUUCAACAAGCGAGUCAGGACUCGGCUUUUCCAAAUUGGGCAGCUGGUGCUCAAAAGACUUUUCCCGCAUCAAGAUGAAUACAAAAGGAAAUUUGCUCCCAACUGGCAUGGUCUUUAUGUGGUCCGCAAAGUACUCUACGGAGGAGUGAUAGUACUAGCAGAAAUGGAUGUACAAGAGUAUCCCAAGCCGAUCAACUAA